AUGGCGGGACCCAGCAACAUCGCCCCGAAGGAGCUGGUGGUGGUGGCGGCGGGGCCCCCAGGGGGACAUUCAGCCAUACCAACAGACGAAGACGAAGACGAAGAAGAAGAAGAAGAAGAAGAAGAAGAAGAAGAAGAAGAAGAAGAAGAUGAUGAUGAUGAUGAUUCUGAAGGAAAUAACGAUGAUGCAGAAGAUGAUAAUGAUGAAGAAGAAGCUAAUGUUAGUGAUGACGACGACGAUAAUGACGAUGAUGACGAAGAUAAUGAUGACGACGAAGAUAAUGAUGACGAAGACGCUAAUGACGAAGAUAAUGAUGAUGGAGAUAAUGACAAUGAUGACGAACAAGAUAAAGAUAAUGAAGAAGAUAAUGAAGAUGAUGACGAACCCCGAGGCGCGCCCAUCUCCCAGUGCCCUCCCACCUGUCCGAUACACCUGUUGGCUCCUGCCGCCGCCCCCGCCCCCCUCUCGCCUCGGGCCAACCAAGGUCUCUUACCUCCCGUUGCUGGUUGCUCUCCUCCUCCUCCUCCUCCUCCUCCUCCUCCUCCGCUGAUGGUGCUGCUGCUACUGCUGGUAGCUGAAGGUGCUGGUGCUUCUGCUGGUACUGCUGAUGCUGCUGGUCCUAGUGGUGGUGCUGUUUCUGCUGGUACUGGUGCUGACGCUGUUGCUGGUCCUAGAGGGGCUGCUGCCUCUGCUGGUACUGCUUAUGCUGCUAGUCCUAGUGGUGGUUCUGUUUCUGCUGGUGGUACUGGUGCUGAUGCUGGUGAUGAUGCUGGUGCUGCCUUGGAUGCCCACUUCAACUUGCUCCAACGUCCGUCCGUCCGUCCGUCCCAAGAAUGA
Molecule: messenger RNA, 837 nt
Organism: Macrobrachium nipponense
Lineage: Eukaryota; Metazoa; Arthropoda; Malacostraca; Decapoda; Palaemonidae
Product: proline-, glutamic acid- and leucine-rich protein 1-like
Exons: 3
Coding region: 1-837 (278 amino acids)
Source: RefSeq, a predicted model, not a curated record